CUAGCAGAAUCUUUCUUCUUCUAUGGCCACUACCCCAGAAUGAUCAAUGGGUACCACCUAGACUUUGCGUAUCUCCUUAUUCUGCUCACCACCUACUUUGGAAGUUUCUUCAUUAUUUUAAGAGGAAUUGCUCGUGCAACCUGUUUAACUGUGCGAGGGGAGGACAAUACACGUCUCAAAUUCACCACGCUGCUGUUUGCCACCUGGGAUUAUAACCUGACCUCCAGGGGAGCUGUUUAUCAGGCCAGUCAGAGCAUCAUCAACACCUGUAAGGACCAAAUGGUGGAAGCCAAGGCACAUGCAGCUGUCUUCUUGAGAAGUAGAACUGAGAAGACCAAAGUGAUUUUGCUGAGAAUCCUAGCAUGGACAAUCACCAUCAUCCUUAUUGGUGCGGGAUGUACUGGCAUUUUCUUCCUCGUAGUUAAUGUGAAUUUUGCUGAUGCAAACCACUUAGGGCAGAUUUCAAAUGCUACUGGGAUCAACCUGUCUUCAGGAUUUUUCCAGGUGUAUGGAACCACAAUUAUUUUCAGUCUGAUCAACAUCAUUGUCCCAAUGGUUAUCACUCGACUGCCGAUCAUGGAGCACUACAGCACAGGACAGUGGGAGCUGAGGGUGACACUCGUACGGGUGUUCUUUCUGAGGAUGGCUAACCUGAUUGCCCUCAUGUAUUCACUGUACAGCACGGUGCAGCACCUUGUUGAUGACAGUCAGACUGGAGACAGCAGCCUAGGCUGUGUGGGGACGGUGCUGGGGCAGGAACUCUACAAACUGGUCAUCAUGGACACCCUAGUACAUGCCAUUGUCAACCUCAGUAUGUACUUCGGGGCCUACUUCUGGAACAGACAAAAGAAGGAAUUACACUUACCCUCAGCUAUACUGGUCAUCAUCUAUAGACAGGCACUGAUAUGGGUGGGCCGUGGCCACUCAUUUGCUCGUUCCUGGAGCAGGCAUGUCCAUCACCUGGACAGCGACAUUUUCUCUGAAGCUGCUAUCAAGGAUGUAACAGCGGAGCUGGACUCCCCUGGAGCAGGAUUCCCCCAUGGUGUCCAAUCUGAUAUACCCGACCCCUCACAGAACAAAGCUAAUGCUGAUGAACUUGUCUUUAGUAAACAAAGGCAGAAUAGAAAAAAGAGGGAGAAGUCAAAGGGUUUAAAUCUGCGUAGCAAAAUGGGUUUUUUCAACCUGGUUCGCCAUGAUUUUCUGGUUUGGUGGGACAGGUUUUCCAGUCGCCUGUGGGAAGUUCCUGUUUUUCGAGAUGUCAUCAAUAAGACAGAGACUGUAUUCGUGAACUGA
Liolophura sinensis is the source of this 1293-nucleotide messenger RNA. Its product is annotated as transmembrane channel-like protein 4. Bases 40 to 1293 code for a protein of 417 amino acids. Lineage: Eukaryota; Metazoa; Mollusca; Polyplacophora; Chitonida; Chitonidae. Gene Ontology annotation, cellular component: plasma membrane. The transcript has 12 exons. The record is from RefSeq and is a predicted model, not a curated record. Gene Ontology annotation, molecular function: mechanosensitive monoatomic ion channel activity.